UUCCCCCGGAAGCGUCCCUAGUUUAAAUAAAAACUGGAGUUGUUCAGACAAAAUAAUUACAAAUUGACAAUUUAAAGAAAGCCUCAACUAGUUUCCUCAAAUACUCCAACGACGAUACAAAAUGUGCGGUAACUUCAGAUGGAAUUGGAUCGGAUUAGAUUAAUUCUUGACAAUUUGUGUACCUCACUGGGGGCUAUAUAAAGCUCAACCGCAAAGUGUCCUCGGUCGACUUGAUCAUCAUUUGACAACAGCGCAUCAUGAUGCUGUUCCAAUUGAUACCGUUCCUUCUAGCUGCACAACUAGACGUGACAGACAACAAUGCGUGGGAAUUUGGGCCGGAAUACCACUUUUCUGGCUUCGCGAAGAUGAUAACUUCUCUGGAGCAGGACAUGGGAAAAGCACUCGGUACGGGAGUGUAUUUUAAUUUGACGUGCCGUCCACGAGAGCCUGAUGUUCUGAGAUGUCGACUGCUGAAUACCACAAUCACACGUCUGAAGCCUCAAGGCUUCAGCGUUGAUAACGCAGAACCAGACUCCAACGAUACUCAUAGAGUCUUCAAUAUCAUCAAAGUUCCAUUCGAGGUGAAAUUCAAUGAGAGAGGGAUUGACACCUUCAUCACAGAAGGCAAGGAUGCGCCAGUUUGGAGCAUCAAUCAGGUUGGACUGAUCACCAGUCAACUGAAUAUUGGUAUCGAUGACUAUUACGAGCUGGGAUCGACCCACAAAGCUCGGGAGAACUUUACAGUUGGAGAAUGCGAAGUGAAUUUCACGAUAACUAGACAGCAAAUUGCUGAACAUAAACAGGGAAACAAUGAUUUCAAAUUGAUACCGCUGGGGAAACUUGAGAAGUUAGCGGGUGGAUCGAUUUUGGUGAAUAAAGAAAGACAUGUUAAAGAUUGCAUCAGAUGCGUUGAACCAUUCUUCGGAUCUCGUUAUACUUUGGGACUUUUGUUGAGAGAUGUCAUCACGAAAUUGAAAACAUCAAUCAGCAGAAUUUCGAUAUCUAAACACGACUUCACAUCAGACACUAUCAACGAGAGUGACGUGUAUGAUGAAAAUCGUAAAAAAUCGGGCAAAGUUAUGGACCACAUGAAGCUGACGUUGGAAUCAAUCACUCCAGCCAAGGAGAAAAUUCAGCAAUUUUCGAAGCCAUUGGUUUACGGUGGUCUGGUGGAUCUGGUCAGAUUAAAAAGCGCAAAUCUCUGAGGUUGAACUUCAGAGACUAUUCUGAUGUUCAAUAAUAACAUAAAGCGUUCGCUGUAUCCUCUGAUUAUCUAAUAGUUGGUCUCCCUGUAGCUAAUUAAAUAAAAAGCGAUCAGUAUUCUGUUGACAAA
This is a messenger RNA of Diachasma alloeum, 1333 nucleotides long. RefSeq lists its product as uncharacterized. Lineage: Eukaryota; Metazoa; Arthropoda; Insecta; Hymenoptera; Braconidae. The record is from RefSeq and is a predicted model, not a curated record. The transcript is spliced from 4 exons. Gene Ontology annotation, molecular function: lipid carrier activity. The coding region runs from base 258 to 1205 and encodes 315 amino acids. Gene Ontology annotation, biological process: lipid transport.